This is a messenger RNA of Hemibagrus wyckioides, 1080 nucleotides long. RefSeq lists its product as uncharacterized. The transcript is spliced from 4 exons. The record is from RefSeq and is a predicted model, not a curated record. The coding region runs from base 427 to 1080 and encodes 217 amino acids. NCBI's taxonomy places the organism in Eukaryota, Metazoa, Chordata, Actinopteri, Siluriformes, Bagridae.
CAUGCAGUCAACAACAUGCAUUUCUGAAGAGAGCAGCUGGUCCCAAAACCCCGAAAAAUUCCCCUCUACUUAUACCCCAGGCGCCCCAUGGCGCCUCCUUUUCUCUAAUUUAAAUAUUUCCAGCAAUUUCCCAUUAUAUUCAGUGUAUGGCUACUUUAAUCCCUCCUUCCUUAAUUCACAUACGUUUUACCAGUUCCCAUUAUUUUCGUAUUUGUCCCGAUACCGCCCCUAAAUUGAUACCAUCCUCCCCUCGAUGACGUCAAUUUUCCUCCUCUCCAGUUCCCCUUAUUUUUAGGCUAAGUCAACAAUUUUAGAAAAAAAUAGCGCUUACUUAUAAGCGCCGCUUCCUCAUUGACUUCAUUUGACCGCCACCUCCCCAGUUGCUUCCUCGGAUCAUCCUGAUCUCACACGUUGCCCUCCACAACAAUGUCUCAGUCAGCCCGCCGCACUAUCUUCCGGAGAGGUCCCAGGAGUGCUCUGCGACGCUAUCGCCAGUAUCAGCUGUCCUGCCUGGCCAUUGAACUUACUGGUUUCCUGGAACACCUAUCUGAAUCCUCUAUUCCUGAGUCCCCUCACCUCGCUCACCACAUUGUGAGAGAUACCGUCUGUCUUGAUCAGAGCACCCAGUUUCACCCCACAACCUGUGAUCAGUCUACUCAGACCUUCUACUGGUAUUGGACACGCACCACCUCUCAAGGCGUCCAGACUGAGGAUGUCCCUGUUGAGAUCUCCUCUGAUGAUUCUUCCUCUGACUCUUCUUCACCCCCUAGUUCCCCUGACAUUCCUCAAUGUUCUCCUGGAUUCACGCCUUUGCCUCAUAUUCAUGAUAUUCUCCAAUCUUCUCCUGUCUAUUCGCCUCCAAUUUCUCCCACUGAUUACUCUCCAACUUCUCCUCAGGAACCUGAGAUCCCGUCUUCUACAACUGACCCUCCGGUCCCACUGAUCCCAUUGGAUAGUCUCUGCACUUUGCGUGCCGUAGAGGGUCCGAUGGAGCUCCUGGGAGAGGUUACCAGCACUUCACCAGGUAGCUCAUCACUACACGGUCCAAUGUGUCACGUGGACGCUAUCUAUGUCGGGUAG